Molecule: messenger RNA, 7076 nt
Organism: Python bivittatus (Burmese python)
Lineage: Eukaryota; Metazoa; Chordata; Lepidosauria; Squamata; Pythonidae
Source: RefSeq, a predicted model, not a curated record
UAUCACUUUUAUUGUCAGACUUACAUGCAUUUGGCAGGAAUUUCAGUUCCCAACUCAAAAUGAAUCCAAAAAUAUUGUUCAAGAAAAGAAAUGUUCCUUUUAACAGCUAUGAAUUUUUGCUCACUGUUCUGUUUAUAAUGUCCCUAUGUAUUUGUACUGUUUUAUUAACAUUUUUGUGGCUGUUCAACAAGACAACUGAACAAGGAGCAAAUUACCAUGAAACAGAGGGAAUAUUUACAAUAAAGUCAGGAGCAUUGUUCACCCCAGCUUUGCAAAAUAAAUCAUCAACAGCCUUCAAAGUUCUUGCCUUUGAUGUUCAGCAAAUGGUGGAUGAUAUAUUAUAUUCAAGUCAACUUCAAAAUGAAUAUAAGGGAAGUAAAGUUAUACAGUUCAGAAAUGGUAGCAUAAUUGUACAGUUCGAGCUUUUCUUUGUACGACUGGUGUCUGAAGUAAAGAUAAAGAAUGAAUUGGUCUAUGGCAUCAAAGCAAAUAAGAGUGAACUUUUACAGACUCUUACUAUUGAUGUGAACAGCAUCGAAAUAACAGGUUUGGGAAUAUCUAGUACAAGCAGUCCUUUGACAACACCUGGUUUGGGAAUAUCUAGUACCAGCAGUCCUUUGACAACACCUGGUUUGGGAAUAUCUAGUACAAGCAAUCCUUUGACGACACCUGGUUUGGGAAUAUCUAGUACCAGCAGUCCUUUGACAACACCUGGUUUGGGAAUAUCUAGUACAAGCAAUCCUUUGACGACACCUGGUUUGGGAAUAUCUAGUACCAGCAGUCCUUUGACAACACCUGGUUUGGGAAUAUCUAGUACAAGCAGUGCUUCGACAACACCUGGGAAAUGUUUACCUUCAGAUGAACUUUGUGCUGAUGGUGUAAGCUGCAUCAGAAAGGAAUUAAUUUGUGAUGGAAUACCGAACUGCCCAGAUGGCUCUGAUGAAUAUGAAAAAAAAUGUGCUACACCCUGUGAUGGAAAAUUCAUUCUAGUUGGCUUGUCUGGAUCUUUCCAUUCUAUUCAUUAUCCAGAACCCUAUAGUUCAAAUCUUGUUUGUCGAUGGAUAAUAAAUAUGGAGAACCACCUAUCUAUUAAGAUAAACUUCACUGCUUUUGAGACACAAAAUUAUGUGGAUACCCUAAAUAUUUAUGAAGGUGUAGGUCCAACAAAGAUAUUAAGAGCUUGCAUCUGGGGUUCUAAUCCUGAAACAGUUUAUAUUUUUUCUGAUAAAGCCACUGUAGAAUUUGUCACAGACUAUUCUGAAAACUUAAAUGGUUUUAAUGCAACCUACACUGCACUUAAUACAAGUGAGCUAACCAACAAUGAAAAAAUCAACUGUACUUUUGAAGAUGGAUUUUGUUACUGGAUCCAAGAUCUAGAGGAUGACAGUGAAUGGGAGAGAAUUAAUGGCCCUACCUUUCCUAUUACAUCUGGCCCAGAUUUUGAUCAUACCUUUGGCAAUUUAUCAGGCUACUAUAUUUCAACACCAAUAGUUCCUGGAAGCAUACCAGUGACAGUUCAACUAUUUAGUUUACCCUUAGACCCCAUUUCAGAUGCAUUCUGCCUAAGUUUCUGGUAUCACAUGCAUACCAUUCAUGAAUAUCAUCUAACUAUUAAAAUUAUAUAUGACCAUUACACUGAAAAGAUCAUCUUCCAGAAAGAAGGAAAUUAUGGAAAUAACUGGAAUUAUGGACAAAUAACAUUAAAUGAAACAUCUAAAUUUAAAGUUGCUUUUGAAGCCUUGAAAAAACCAGGUUGGGAUAAUAUUGCCAUUGAUGAUAUAGGACUUUUUGAUGGACUCUGCACUGAAAAUAUUUAUCCAGAACCCACUUUGGUCCCUACAGUUCCUACAACACCUCUGUUACCAACUGAUUGUGGAGGUCCAUAUGAUUUGUGGGAACCAAAUACUACAUUUACUUCAGUGAACUAUCCAAACAACUACCCCAAUAAGGCAUCUUGUGUAUGGCAUUUGAAUGCAGAAAAAGGAAAAAAUAUUCAACUUCAUUUCCAGUAUCUUGAUCUGGAAAAUAUUUAUGAUGUUGUAGAAAUCAGAGAUGGUAGAGGAGCUGAAUCUUUAUUAUUGGCUGUAUAUACUGGAAAAUCCCCAGUGCCAGAUGUAUUCUCUACAACUCACCAAAUGACUGUGCUCUUCAAUACAGACAAAUCUGGAACCAGAAAAGGAUUUGUAGCCAAUUUUACUACAGGUUACCAUCUAGGCAUGUCAGCUCCAUGUGGACUCAAUUAUUAUCAGUGUAGAAGUGGAGAGUGUAUACCUCAGGUUCACAUUUGUGAUCAAUCCCAGCACUGUAAAGAUAAUUCCGAUGAAGCAAAUUGUGUGCGCUUGAUCAAUGGUUCUCUCAGCUCCAGCGGGUUGGUCCAAUUCAACAUUCAGAAUAAAUGGCAUUUAGCUUGUGCUGAUGAGUGGACUGAAGAAUCAUCAUCCAGUAUCUGCAACUUGUUAGGACUAGGAAGUGAGAACAAAUCGUCCCCUGUCUUGUUUACUGGGGCAGGUCCAUUUGUAGAAGUUACAAAAACAGCUAACAGCAGCUUCAUACUAACACCAAGGGUACAGUGCUUCAAUAAUUUGGUGAUUCACUUGCGAUGCAGUGGUAAAUCUUGUGGAAAAAGAAUGAUUGCCCAGAAAUAUAGACCGAAAAUUGUUGGUGGUUCUGAUGCUCAGGAAGGUGCUUGGCCUUGGAUGGUCUUGCUAUAUUUCAAUUCCAUGCCAACCUGUGGGGCUUCUCUUAUCAACAAUGAAUGGCUAGUCACAGCUGCACAUUGUGUAUAUGGGAGGAAUUUAAAACCAUCUCAGUGGAAAGCAGUUCUUGGUCUGCAUACAAAUCUCAGUCUACGAUAUCCUCAAACAGUCACCCAAGAGAUUGAUCAGAUUAUCAUCAAUCCCCAUUAUAAUAAGCGAACAAAAGACAGUGACAUUGCUUUGAUGCAUCUCCAAUUUAGACUGAAUUACACAGAUUAUAUUCAGCCCAUUUGCUUCCCAGAAAAAAAUAAACAAUUUUUGCCAGGAACUAAAUGCUCUAUUGCUGGCUGGGGAAAAACCACACAUCAAGGUUCAAUUGCAAGUAUAUUGCAAGAAGCAGAAGUUCCUCUUAUAACACAUCAGAAAUGCAAGCAACUGAUGCCAGAGUACAAUAUUACUGAAAACAUGAUAUGUGCUGGAUAUGACGAAGGAGGAAUUGAUUCCUGUCAGGGAGAUUCUGGUGGGCCUCUGAUGUGUCAAGAGAAUAAAAAGUGGUUUCUGGUUGGUGUAACAUCCUUUGGCUACAAGUGUGCACUGCCGUAUCGCCCUGGAAUUUAUGUGGACGUUUUGAAAUUUGUGGACUGGAUAAAAAAUACCAUUAAUUAUUAGCAUUAAAAAAAACCUAGAAAUAAUAUAGGAUUCAAAAGGAAAGGAUGUGAGUGUAGCAUCCAUACAAUAACAUUUGACAGAAGCAGGCGAAAAUUAAUAAUUCAAAUUAUGUCCAAGUAUGUCUUUGAAGCAAUCUGAACAAAUUCUUGAAGUUUCACUAACUGACAGUUAUCAGGAUUGCAAUAUUUUUCUUCCAGCUACUCUCUUAAGGCUUGAAUAGGAAAAGGGAAGAGGAUCUAGGAUAACAAAAUGAAACUACAACCCUCAGUAGAACUGUCCCUUUAAACUUACUGACAAGGGCAGUCCUCAUAGUUUUCCAAGACAGAAAACACCAUGACUGAAACUCUUAUGGCUUUCAAGGUGCAGAAUCCACUGGAGAUGGGUGGCCAAUAAAUAUAAAUAUUAUAAUAAUAAUAAUAAUAAUAAUAAUAAUAAUAAUAAUAAUAAUAAUAAUAAUAAUUUCUUUUGUAAGAGAUUCUUAAAUGACUGCUUACUUCACAUGAUAAUGAGAUACCAGUAUAUAAGUUUAUAUGUCAUUACUAAGGUUCCAAUCAGAAAACCUCAGUCACAUACCUCCCUGAUCAUUUCCUAUUAACUCAGUUUAUUAGGAAAGAAAUUCAAAGUGUAUGCCAAGUUUAUGCAAAAAUUCAGGAUAUUGAUUAGCAGUACAUAUGAAACUCCCAUGUCUAGUCAAGUGAACUAGAAAAUAUUAUGGGUCAAAGCAUUCAAAUCAAGUAGGUAACUUUCUAUUCUCAUGUUAAUUGAUUUUAGAUUUUUUUUCCUGCAGUGCAUGAUAGAGUAACCAAACAAUUACUGUAUUUAGUAUACAAUGAGAAUCAUUGAAAAAUAACUCACAGCUAUAAAGACCAGCUUUCUAUUGAAAUCAAUAGGGUAUGCUUUAUAAUGCUAUUUCUGUGAAAUCACAUUAUGUGUGUACAUAUUUCAUUCCUAUGAGAAGUUGUUCAAGUCAUUUCUGUAUUUUUAAACGAAAUAAAAUUAAUCUGGAUUCAGAUAUUAGAAAUUCAGAAAUAACAGCUAAAUACCCACAAUAGUCUUGAAAUUAUAAUUAAAUUAUUACUUGAUUAUGCCAAAUUAACCAUUCUGCAUGUAGCUUAGCACUGAAUUUAUAAUUCAUAUUUCUCAGAGUUUGUUUCUUAAUACAAACAAUUAUCAACUUUUCUCUUGAAAACUGCAGGAGAUGAAGUAAGUAUCACACAUCAGGUCUCACAAACCUGCAUUGGUACACAUGAUACUAUUUAAAAUAAAUUGUUUUCAGUAGAAACAAUUGUAAUAUACAUAUGCAACUCACUGAAUGUUGGAACAGAAAUAUGAGAAUGGAUCCAGUAUGUAUGCAUUAGUCCUAGUUCCACUGCUGUUAAUGUACAAGUAGAGGCUUCUGCUGUUAACAUAUGUUUCCAUGUUAGCCAAGGAGAACAUCUCAACAUCACUUUCUUCUUUGCUUUAAGGAAAUAACCAGCACAAUAGCAUCAAACUCAGCUUUUGGUUAUUUCAUAGAUAUUUCUGUCAUUUUUUUGGCAGCAAUAUGGAAGCAAUUUGCUCUUGCCUUUUUUGGGGGGAGGGGGAGAGUAUUUUUUUAACUUCCAAGUCUGGCUCACAGCCCUGAUAUUUCCUGGUAGUCUUUAAUUUAAACAGAAUCACUAGGAUAAGGAAUAUUUCUCAGCAGCCGUAUAUGCAAAAGUUAGGCAUCCUUGAUCAAAUUGUUUGCUUCAAUGAAUUCCUAAGUGAAUAGAAGCUGACACAGCCUCUGUAUGGUACAAAGUUGAAAAUGGCAUCUUUUGCAAAUCUGAAUGCACAUUUAGUAUUUGUGUGCAGCUGUUUACAGAUUCAGAAUACGGAAAGAGUGAAUGUAGCAAGUGCAAAGGUUUGUAUAUCUUUUCAUUCAGUUCUUUGUAGCACAUCUUUUGGCAGAGAUAACAGUUUCAAAGUAUUUCCUGUAAUCAGUUCAGAUCCUUUCUACUCUUGCUUUUGGGAUCUUUCCCCAGUUUUCCUUGCAGAAUUCUUCUAGCCCAGAAAUAAUUUAUUCACUGCAUGUUUGAAAUCUCCCCACAAUUUCUUGUAAUUUGACUGUGAAACCCAAUCAAACCCCUUUGUGUUUCUUUCCUGUAGGUACUUCAUGGUGGCUUGGAGAUAUGUUUCUGAUCACUGUUUUGAUGAAAUAUCCAACCUGUUUUCAGCUUAAAUUUCAUCACUAACAAUGGGACAUUAAGGUAUGUUGAUAUUUAGAUGAAUCUAUUUUUCUAUCCAUUCACACAGUAUUUCCUGUGCUAUUGGCUGACAUGUGAAUCCAAAACAUUACAGAACCAUCUCCAUGUUUAACUGGCAAAAAGUUCUUUUCUUCAAAAGCUUUAUUGUUCUUUUCUUCUUCUUCUUCAAAUGAAUCUUAAUGGUAUGUGGGUGAAAAGUAUUUUUUGUUUGUUUGUUUGUUUAAUCAGUUCAAAGCACUUUGUUCCAAAAUAUUUAAGUCUUAUUAGGGUUUCCUUUUCCAUACUAUAGACAAUCACUUUUGUAAUAAAGUUGAAAACUACUUCCUCUAACAACAUUUUCUUACAUAUCACUGUUGUACUGAGGAUCUGUUUUACAGACCUGAGCAGUUUUGAGGCAGUUUCACAAAUAUUUUUCUUGGUCUUCAAACCUGAUCUUCUGUAAAGCGAAUGGGAACAAAAAUUCCAAAAGAACAGAAAGACUCUUAGCUGGCUACAGGAAAUAUUUUGAAGCUGUUAUUUGUAUCAAAGGAGAUAUUUACAAGAUAAAUAUUCAGACCCUUGAACUGCCAUUUUCACUGUUUUCUCAUUUUGAAUCUAUUAAAAAAAAAAACCCUGCACACAAAUAGUGUAUGCAUUCAAGUAUGCAAAAGUUAUUAUAUUUAACUUUGUACUAUACAGAAGUGGUACCAGCUUCUGUCACUCAGGGAUACAGUGAUACAAUUUGACAAGGACUGCUUAAACCUUUUUAUGCAAUUGUAUUGUUCUGCGAGAGAGAGGGGAGGGAGGGAAGGAAGUCCAUGACAGUCUUUACAUCUCAUACCUGUGCUGUUCAGGAUUUCUAAGAGUCAGUGUUAUAGCAUUUCUACUAGCCUCAGAGUGCCUUCUUUUUUCCAGAAUAAAAACAAACAAAACAGAACCAGAUACCAGAUACCAGUAUGGAACAAGGUAUCAAACCAUACAUUUCUGCCAUUGCUUGUUCCAACAGUAAAGCAUACAUAGGAAAAGCUACUUUCUCUUUCAGUUUCUUUUCAGGGAAUUGAAUGUACUAAUUGUACUAUUUUUGUACUAAUUAAUAUGACCUGAGUAGAAUAAUUUGUGCUAACUCUGGACAAGCAUUAUCAAAAAGUAGAUGGUAGCAAAGAAUAAUCAAGUACUGUGCAUCAUUUUUCUUGCCUAAAAAAAAUCUUAUCAUUCACAUGAAUAGUACUGACAAAUUUCUUUACAUAUAUGGAACGACAAUAAACUCACAUUCUAGUGUAGAAUUUUUUAUGCAAAGAUAAAUUAUCUUAUUACACCAUAAGUUCAUAUUAGCUGGAACUACACUCUAUCCAUUACUGAGAAAUAAUACAAUACAUGAGAAAUUAAUAAUGGAAAUAAAUGUUAACAGUUAAAUUAGAAAUAUUUGUUCUAUAACUGACACAGGGAAUAAAUUCAAAAUGUUCUGUCCAUCUCAUUAGUAUCCGUAGCCGAGUUAUUUUUCUUUAGC